This is a messenger RNA of Habropoda laboriosa, 858 nucleotides long. Its product is annotated as tubulin polyglutamylase complex subunit 2. The transcript is spliced from 2 exons. NCBI's taxonomy places the organism in Eukaryota, Metazoa, Arthropoda, Insecta, Hymenoptera, Apidae. The record is from RefSeq and is a predicted model, not a curated record. Gene Ontology annotation, biological process: protein polyglutamylation. The coding region runs from base 1 to 852 and encodes 283 amino acids.
AUGUCGUUUUUCGUCGAUAUCGUGACCGAGGAUUCUUUUUACGAGAAUCUCACGUUGGGCGUGGUGAAGAUCCUCGAGAGCUUUCCGUAUGUAAAAAAUGUACGAGUCGAGCGUAGAAACGGAUGUGAGAACACGGCCAUCACCAGUUGGGAACAACGACACUGCUGCGCACUUCCGGAGGAUGUGAGGAACUUCUAUGCAUCUAUCGAUGGCUUUCUGCUACAGUGGAAUCUCGAGAUAGCAGGUGAAGAGUUUCCUGUUGGACGGAUGGAAAUUGGUACUCUAGCGUCGUUAAAGAGAUUUUCAAACAAUCAUCAGACUGGCGAUUUCUCCAAGCAGGAAUUUCACAUCGACAGCCAUAAGUUCGAUUCUGAAGUUACUUCCGGUGGUGUGGCUGUAACUGAUCCCGAAAAUAGUCAUCUUCCACCUGAUCUGUUAGAUAAUGGUCAUGGUUGCAAGAUGUUCGAGAUAGCGAGAUGUUUUCCAGAUAGUGGAUUAUCGAAGGUCUAUCUGGUGUACCGCAUGAAACCGGAAGUGGAGCCGCCGACGCUCUGGUUGCAUCGAGAGGAUGUUAAUCGAUGGUGCCACUUAGCGGAUAACUUUACCGUAUAUUUUCGCAUGAUGCUGGUCCAUCUAGGCUUGCCAUUGUGGCAGUGUUGCGUGGCUGGUUUAUCUCUGCCCACAUGGAUAGAGCAGAUCUAUUUUCUCCUUGGUCCUCAUCUACUUCCUUCUGCUGUCGAACCGACAGAGACCAUCUCUACGUCCAUGUGGAACAAUGGGCCUACGAAUGUCAUCGAUAUGGCCAUUUUCAAGGGACGAGAGAGCAAACAGAAGAAUUCCAGAAAAAAGUGACGUCUU